Ascochyta rabiei is the source of this 1686-nucleotide messenger RNA. RefSeq names its product Ribulose bisphosphate carboxylase large chain. The transcript is spliced from 5 exons. Gene Ontology annotation, biological process: carbohydrate transport; transmembrane transport. Bases 1 to 1686 code for a protein of 561 amino acids. Gene Ontology annotation, cellular component: membrane. Lineage: Eukaryota; Fungi; Ascomycota; Dothideomycetes; Pleosporales; Didymellaceae. The record is from RefSeq and is a predicted model, not a curated record. Gene Ontology annotation, molecular function: carbohydrate:proton symporter activity.
AUGGCGCCCAACGAUGGGCCCUCCCGUAUCCACGGCUUGCAUGGAAAGAAGCUCAUCUACUUCACCAGUGUAUUCGUCUCAUUAGGCGUUUUUCUGUUUGGCUAUGACCAAGGCGUCAUGUCUGGUAUCAUCACGGGUAUCUACUUCAAGGACUACUUCAACCAGCCAUCAGCUGUCGAGCUGGGCAGCAUGGUAGCUAUCCUGGAAAUCGGCGCUUUUAUUUCCUCACUUGUGGUAGGCCGUAUUGGAGACGUUCUUGGUCGACGCAAAACGAUCCUCUAUGGUUCGGCCAUCUUCGUCGUUGGUGGUGCUCUGCAGACCUUUGCCAAUGGUAUGCCCAUGAUGUUGCUGGGGAGAAUCAUCGCCGGUCUUGGUGUAGGAACGCUGUCCACGAUCGUACCCGUAUACCAGUCUGAGAUCUCACCACCCCACAACCGUGGAAAGAUGGGCUGCAUCGAAUUCACUGGCAACAUUACCGGAUACGCAUGCAGUGUGUGGGUCGACUACUUCUGCAGUUACAUCAAGAGCGACUACGCGUGGAGGAUUCCAUUGUUCAUGCAGUGCAUUAUGGGCACUUUGCUGGCUUUGGGCAGUCUGCUCAUCUGCGAAUCGCCAAGAUGGCUUCUGGAUAACGACCAUGACGAGGAGGGAAUCGUGGUCAUUGCUAACCUGUAUGGAAAGGGUGACAUCCACAACCCCAAAGCGCGCGAUGAGUACCGAGAAAUCAAGAUGAACGUGCUGCUCCAGCGACAAGAAGGCGAACGCUCGUACGCGGAUAUGUUCAGACGCUACUACAAGCGUGUCUUCAUCGCCAUGUCCGCCCAAGCCCUCGCGCAACUCAACGGCAUCAACGUCAUUUCGUACUAUGCACCUCUCGUCUUCGAAGAAGCGGGAUGGUACGGCCGUCAGGCUAUCCUCAUGACCGGUAUCAACGCCAUCACGUACCUGCUUUCUACAAUCCCGCCAUGGUACAUUGUGGAUACUUUGGGGCGCCGAAAAAUCUUGCUCUCUGGAGCCCUGAUGAUGGUCGUAUCGCUCUCGGCUAUUUCGUACUUCAUCUUCUUGCAGGCGAGCUGGACACCGAACAUGGUCGUCAUAUUUGUGAUGAUCUACAACGCGGCAUUCGGAUACUCAUGGGGUCCUAUUCCGUGGCUCUACCCGCCAGAAAUUCUGCCCCUCAGCAUUCGUGCAAAGGGUGCCAGUUUGAGUACUGCGACUAACUGGGCCUUCAACUGGCUGGUCGGUGAAAUGACUCCUAUUCUCCAGGAACACAUCCAGUGGCGCUUGUACCUAAUUCACGCGUUCUUCUGCGCCGUCAGUUUCGUUAUCGUCUACUUCAUCUAUCCCGAAACGGCCAAUGUCCGCCUCGAAGACAUGAAUUCUCUAUUCGGAGAUGCUACAACGGUAGCAGCCACACCACAACAGCGAGCAGAGGCCGAAUCCUUGUUCAGCGGCAGCGGCCGCGAAGGUCGUGGUCGUGAACGAGAUGGGUCGAGUCUUACUGCCGAAGCAGCCAUUCCCGGCCUCGACAUCGAGCCACCUGAUCUGGAGAAUGGCAGGUCUCCUCCCAAGUCCGAGAAUGGAGAUGGCGUCGGCGGCUGGAUCUCCAACAUGGUCAAGAGAAGCAAGGGAGACAACGACGGCACGGGUGGAAAGUACAAACGCGUCGAUCAGGACGAGGACUAG